Bemisia tabaci is the source of this 3524-nucleotide messenger RNA. The record is from RefSeq and is a predicted model, not a curated record. NCBI's taxonomy places the organism in Eukaryota, Metazoa, Arthropoda, Insecta, Hemiptera, Aleyrodidae.
GUCGCUGUAUGGCUGCGUGCUGGCUGCGUGCUAGGGACUGGGAGGUAUUGGAGCUGCUCGCACAUUUUUCUCUUCUCUGGGAAGUUUUAUUGUGUUAGAACAAUAAACAUGUCUAAUUGUGCGGGGCAUGAGUUUACCCUAGUAAAUUACCAACCAUGGGUUCAUACAACUCUAUUAAGUAAAUUCCGAUAACUCAAGUUCCCAAUGUUUUCAUAAUAUUAUAAUGUACCACCAAUGUUGUGGCACAAACUUUGAUUUGUAGUUGUUUACCUAUUACCAGUUCUGAAUUUGCCGUGAUCAACGUGUUUAUUUUGUCUCAUCAAAGUUAUUUUUUCCUAUGACACAUGUCAGUCAUCAAUCCGUCUAAACCUACUAACCACCAGUCCUUGAUAUGAUACGGAAAUAUUUACUUUUCAUCUUUCUCUACCCUGUGAAAGGUGUUCAUGAUGCAGGUAUACAAUUCAUUGAAGAGCCAAAGGAUGCUAUCGUCGCUCCAGGUCACAGUGUUUUGCUUGAUUGCGUAGCACAUGCUGAAGAUGGAUCUAGUCCUAACAUCAAAUGGCGGUCAUCAGAUGGCCAAUAUCUAAUGCUGCAGCCUGAUGAUAACAGUAAAACCCUAGGCAAUGGCUCGCUUGUUCUCAGUAACGUUUUUUUCGGACAAGAAGGGUGUAGUCAAGCAAGAGAAGAAUACCAAUGUGUUGCAUCUUCUGAAAAGUAUGGAACCAUCGUUAGCAGAACGGCAUCAGUAAUCGCUGCAUGUUUUCAUCCUUUGAAAGAAGGGCGUAGAAACCUUCAAGUUUAUGCGGGAGAAACAGCCUUUCUAAGUUGUUUCAUUGAUGCUCGUCCUAAAGCACAAAUUUUGUGGCUCAAAAACCAAUAUCCUUUGGAUCUUGACCCUCUCCGAAUGACUAUUUUGCCAUCAGGAUCUCUUGAAAUCGAAAAUGUUCAGAUGAGUGACGCAGGAAGUUAUCAGUGCAAUGCCUCAAAUUUUAUUGGUCAUGAAGUAGCUUGGGUUGAACUUUCUGUAAAGUCAGCAGAUGAUGCAGAGAGCUCACUUAUGGCUCCAGUAUUCAUCGCCACUCCUCGUUCUUCCACUGCGAUUGAAGGGGAUACUGUUACUUUUGAAUGUGCUGCAAAUGGUUUUCCAAGACCUCACAUCACAUGGUUGAAAGAUGGUGUUACCAUUGAUUUGGCGGACCUAGAUAGUACAUUCUCUACAACUGGUUCAGGUAGCCUUCAAAUCUCAAAAGUCAAAGAAGAGGACCAGGGAAAUUAUGUUUGCCGUGCCACAAAUAAGGAAGACUUGGCUGAUAUCAGUGCAACCCUGGAUGUUCAAGUGCCUCCAAGGUUCAAUCAGGAACCUUCAACAAAAAUUGCGCAUGAAAAAGAUGACGUUGAGUUACCGUGUGACGUUUACGGUAAACCAGAACCCAAAGUUACAUGGUUGAAAAAUGGUGAGCUAAUCAACUUCAAUGAAUACCUACAAGUCGUACACAGGCAUAAUUUGAAAAUAUCUGGAUCUUUAUCUUUAGAUUCCGGUAUCUUUCAAUGUAUUGCCAAAAAUGAUGCUGGCAAUAUUCAAACUGCUGUUAAGCUGAUCGUUUUAAACACAGGCCAAGAAAUUCCUGAUCUCAUCAGUUCUGAAAAAUCCUCUUCUCUAGCUCCUAUCAAUCCUUCCUCAUUCUCAGGUGAAGCAUCAAAACCAAAACUCCAAGGUGCCUUACCUGCCCCAAGGAAUUUAAGGGCUGUUACAGUGUCAAGAAGAUUCGUAGUCUUACAGUGGCAACCACCUGAACACAUGACAGAAGAAAUUGAUGGCUACGCAGUUUUCUAUCGAGAACAGGGUUCCCUCAGGGAACGAGUAUCAAAUAUUUCUAGGCAAGAGCUGGGUAAUGUGAAUAUAAGUGGUCUUCAACCAGAUAAAACCUAUGUAUUCACUGUGGUUGGAGUGUCUUCGGGUAGACUUGGAGAAAGUUCUGAAUCUCUGACGGUCACAACACAAAAAGAAGUGCAUGUAGCUGGUCCUCCGACUCUCGUCAUUGCCACUGCGGUUUCAGCUUCAGCCAUUUUGGUUCAGUGGCAGGCUCCUGAGUAUGCAAAUGGUCCAGUCGUCAAAUACCAAGUUUUCUAUGUUGAGGAAGAAAUAGCCACCGAGCAUUAUGUGGAAACUGAAGAAACUCGUUACGAACUCACCAACCUUGCUCCUUUUAGUGUCUACACAAUUUGGGUGGCUGCUCUUAAUUCAAAUGGUCCAGGAAUAAACUCAGUAGAAGCUCGUGUGAGAACCUAUUCCAGUGCCCCAACCAAACCACCGCAAAGUGUCACAGCUAAACCAUUUAGUUCAUCGGUUGUCACUAUAAGUUGGGAACCGCCUCCAAGAGAUGGACAAAACGGUAUCAUCACUGGAUACAAAAUUAAGUACAAAAAGGGCGACAAAAAACUUAAAGGAGAAGUAGUCGUGACAGCAGGUGACCGAAGAAUGUAUUCUCUUGAAGAUCUUGACAGAAGCUCGGUUUACCAUAUUCGCUUAUGGGCAUUGAAUGUCAAUGGUAGCUCACCUCCAUCAGAAUGGUGCUCAGUAGAAACUUUCGAGAAUGAUCUCAUUGAGAACACUGUACCCGACGCUCCUGGCUCUUUGAUUGCUCAAGCUACAUCAGACUCCAUUUAUUUGUUGUGGACACCUCCACUUGAUACAAGUAUCAUGGUACGAAGUUACACUAUUGGAUGGGGAAGAAAUUAUCCAGAUAUGUUUACCAAAUCUUUGAAUGGCAGGCAUUCAAAUUCUUUCACGAUCACAAAAUUAAAGCCAAAUUCCGAGUACAUCAUAAGUUUGAAAGCAUCAAAUGAAAUGGGCGAUGGACCCCCUAAAUAUGCCAAUGUUCGCACAUCCGUAGCAAGUCAACAGGAGCCAGCAUUGGAAUUAACUCCACCUAUUGGUCUGAAAGCAAGUAUUUUAUCACCAACUAGUGCCGUCUUAUACUGGUCUGACACAACUCUACCACAAGGACAAUUUGUGACUGAUGAUCGUCAUUACAUUGUCCGCUGUAUGUUGUAUCAUGCUACAACCGCCGGCUCUCGUACAAAAUUUUACAAUGCAACAGACCUAAAUCUCAUUAUUUCAGAUUUAAAGCCCAAUUCUCAGUAUGAGUUUACUGUCAAAGUUGUGAAGGGCAACCGAGAAAGUCCAUGGAGUAUGGUUGUUUUAAAUACAACUCUAGAAGAUGCCCCCUCAUCACCUCCUAUGGAUUUAACAGUGGUUCCUGUUGAAGGAACGCCUUCUUCUGUUACUCUGAAUUGGCAGCCACCAAAAGUUCCCAAUGGCAGAAUAACAGGCUAUCUCGUUUCCUACACUCGCCACUCACCAAAUCAAGAAAAUGUGGUGGAAGUAGAAAAGGUGGUUGGAGAUAAAAUGUCUACAGUGAUAAAGAAUCUCUCUGCCAACACAACUUACUUUUUCCAAAUUCAAGCUCGCACCAAAGGAGGAAUCGGACCAAUGAGCAACAAUAUCUCAUUUACAACACCAG